Molecule: messenger RNA, 1980 nt
Organism: Diachasmimorpha longicaudata
Lineage: Eukaryota; Metazoa; Arthropoda; Insecta; Hymenoptera; Braconidae
Exons: 4
Coding region: 1-1743 (580 amino acids)
Biological process (GO): regulation of transcription by RNA polymerase II
Cellular component (GO): nucleus
Molecular function (GO): RNA polymerase II cis-regulatory region sequence-specific DNA binding; DNA-binding transcription factor activity, RNA polymerase II-specific
Source: RefSeq, a predicted model, not a curated record
AUGUUUAAACUGAAUAAAAGUGGGCUGGCUGAGAUUAAAAUCGAGAAUGUUUAUUUUUACCCAAUUAUUCAAGGGUACUUUGCCGUUCCAUUACGUUUCCCUGACCGAACGGAUAUAUUCCACCGUCAUCAAAGGUUCGACAGGGCCCUUCGCUAUUCUAUUGCCAAGCCAUACGUAUCAAGAUACGUAUUAUUGCUAGGGUCUCAGUGUCAGGAACUAUGUCGCGACACUAGUGUCUGGCAUACGGAUUAUCAUAGUCGGCAGGCUAAGGGUUAUCUCCAAGUGGGCGGAACCAACAAGACCAGGUUUUAUUGUUUACCCAAGGACGAGGUACCUUGGUACGAGGGGGUGGGGAGUGGGCAUAGUGGUUGUGGUCUCUACAAAUUGCGAGUAACCGCUAUUAGUAUGUCAGUUAGUAAGUGUUCACCGACAAGUGCACCUCGAGAGUUAGAGACUGAGGCGAAAAUUGAACAAAAUAUUGACGAAUCCAAGUCGAAGUGUAACCGAGCAAAGAACAACGCGAAAAUGACGCUGAUCGAUUUUACCAACAUCGUUCAUCAACAAUGCAUUUCUCCGGACAACCCGGUGUAUCCGCCAUCACCUACUAGUGUUGAAUCUGGUGGAUCUGGAUCCAGUUGGCAAAGUUACAAUAAUUAUGGGAGGACGACUCAUUGUGAUCAACAGUACUGGAGGAAUAACGAUUUUCAUCAGCAACAACAGCAGCCGCAGCAGCAGCAACCGGAGAUGAUAAGGACGCAGCUACCUCCCUAUGGCCUUCCAACAAUUAAAAUGGAACCGAGACAACAGCAAUUGGAACGACAAACUUCUACUACUAAUAAUCAAGCAGCUCCACGCAAGCAAUCCAAUGGAAAACGAUCGCGAACAGCUUAUUCGAGUGCUCAGCUGGUGGAAUUGGAAAAGCAGUUCGCUAUGGGACGUUAUUUAUGCCGUCCUCGACGAAUCGACAUGGCUCGAGCCCUUGAUCUCUCCGAAAGACAGAUCAAAAUUUGGUUCCAAAACCGACGCAUGAAAUUCAAGAAGGAGCAGAGUUUGGACAAAACAGACGGAUCCCUCAAGUCAUCAAGAUCAUCAGCCCCUUCAGUGAAGAAGGAGCCAGCUGAAAAAUCAGCUAACGUAGCAUCACCCAAUUGGCCAUUGUCGGGCUAUCGUCAAGUAUCAGCCGCUUCAUCUUCAGGGUACUAUCAGUACGUGCCUUCAGCGAUUCUCUCAGGUCCCAAGGCAUAUAACCGUGCUCCUGAGCCUGCCGACAUCAAGAUGGAGAAGGAACGGUAUCAGAUGCCUCUGCCAAACUCUGGACAGACCAUGGGGUCUGUGGAACAGCAGGAAACUUAUUGGAAGCCUUAUGAACACGAGUAUUAUGAAGGACAAUCCCAGGCAAUUCACAAUGGUUAUCCAUCGGUACCACAGACAGCUCAGUCUAGCCAGCCCCCACUCUGGCAGACUGAUAUACUCCCACAGGACAACUACAAUCUGCAAAAUGCGACAAAUAUCUAUGAUGGAUAUCAGAACAGGAGCGAAGCUUUACCACUUCAAAGUCAACCACCAUAUAAUGGAGGAAAUACUCCACAGGGCUCUACCUUGCCGGUACUCCAGGAUGUUAGCUCUUGGUUCACCGAGAAUACCGAGCAGGUGCAGCCACUUUCGCAUGAAAAACCGGUGACAGUUGAAAGUACUGAUCCCUUACCCACUCAUGUCUUCAGUACAAACUUCAUGAGCCUUUGAAAUUGGAGAUCAGGAGCUUGAACUAGUUUUAACUUAACUUUUAUGUAAUGUUAAGUUUGAUCUUUAUAUUUGAUGUUUAUAUUGAUCCAUGUAUAGUAAUUAAGUUUUGUCCGUCGCGAUGUAAAUAAAGCUUAUGUAUGCUUAUGUAUGUGGAAUAGGGAACUGAUAAUGUAUGAUAUCUACAUUCUGUCAAAACGAUUGUAAAAAGUCCCAAAUAAAAUGUAAAUACACUGUGUA